This is a messenger RNA of Schizophyllum commune H4-8, 1698 nucleotides long. RefSeq names its product general substrate transporter. Gene Ontology annotation, biological process: transmembrane transport; carbohydrate transport. Gene Ontology annotation, molecular function: carbohydrate:proton symporter activity. Lineage: Eukaryota; Fungi; Basidiomycota; Agaricomycetes; Agaricales; Schizophyllaceae. Gene Ontology annotation, cellular component: membrane. The transcript has 11 exons. The record is from RefSeq and is a predicted model, not a curated record. The coding region runs from base 1 to 1698 and encodes 565 amino acids.
AUGAUUCCAGCAGAGAAAGCCGCAGACGUCAAGGAGGCUGCGUGCUCUACACCCGCGGACGAGGUGUUCAUCGAGAGCGUCGAGAAGAGUGUCGACAAGGAAGGCGUGGCCUAUCUCGUCCGCAAUCCCCACGCGCUAGCGAAGGCGUAUGGUCCAGCGGGCGUUGGAGCCGUCCUGAAGAACAAGAGCAUGCUAUUAUGUGCAAUCACCGCUGCAUUUGGUGGUCUUACCUUCGGCUAUGACCAGGGCGUGAUCAGUGUCACGCUGGUCAUGGACCACUUUCUGAAGACCGUUCCCGAGAUCGCCGAAGGCUACCCCGGCGCGGGCUUCAACAAAGGCCUGCUAACGGCUAUCUUGGAGCUUGGCGCAAUGAUAGGCGCUGCCCAGACCGGCUUUCUCGCAGACCGCUUCUCCCGCAAGCGUGCUCUGACCAUCGGCACAAUCUGGUUCAUGGUCGGCUCGGCGAUCCAGACGGCGACGUACUCGUACACUCAGCUAGUAGUCGGCCGCUUCGUAGGCGGUGUUGGGAUAGGCUUGCUGAGCUGUGCGGCACCUCUGUAUAUCUCAGAGAUCGCGCCGCCGAAUAUUCGCGGAGGCCUCUUGGCUUUGGAGGAGGUCAUGAUCAUCACCGGUAUCAUCGUCGCAUACUGGCUCACCUUCGGCACGCGCUACAUCGACUCGGACCUUUCGUGGCGCCUGCCCUUCGGUCUGCAGAUCCUGCCUGGCCUCGUCCUCUUCACGGGCCUAUUCUUCCUGCCCAACUCCCCGCGCUGGCUCGGUAUGCAGGGAAGAAGCGACGACUGCCUGAGCACCAUCGCGAAGUUGCGCAACCUCCCGGAGGACGACGCUCGUGUACAGGCCGAGUACAUUGGGAUCGUCACGGAGGUGGGCGUUAUGCGGGAGGCGGCGGCACGUAGGCAUCCCAAGUUGCACGUUAAGGAGGCGCUAGAGGUGGCAGGGUGGCGGGACGCAUUGGAUAGGCGGUACAUCAAGCGCACGAAUGUGGGCUGUGGGGUGGUAUUCUUCCAGCAGUUUGUGGGCAUCAAUGCGUUGAUUUACUACUCACCGAGCCUCUUCUCCUCGCUGGGCUUGACCUUGGACAUGUCGCUGCUCAUGUCCGGCGUCAUGAACGUCCUUCAGCUCGUCGGCUGCCUCCCCACCACCCUCGUUCUCGACAGACUCGGCCGGCGCACCAUGCUCCUCUGGGGCUCCCUUAUCUGCCUCCUCUCCCACGUCAUCAUCGCCUCUCUCGUCGGCGCCUUCCACACGAACUGGCCCGCGCACCCCGCGGGCGGAUGGGCUGGCGUGGCGUUCAUCUCCGUGUACAUGGUCGCUUUCGGGACGAGCUGGGGACCGAUCGCGUGGGCGAUGCCGUCAGAGGUGUUCCCGGGGUCGAUUCGGGCGAAGGGAGUGGCGGUGAGCGCGACGGUGAAUUGGUUGUCGAACUUUUUGGUCGGCCUUAUUACUCCGCCUCUGAACGAUGCAACGCCGUAUGGGUCCUUUGUAUUUUAUGCGGUCAUGACGCUGCUUGGAUUGCUGUGGACGUAUCUGUUUGUACCGGAGACCAAGGGCCGAUCGCUGGAGGAUAUGGAUGCUGUCUUUGGGGAUUCGAUAGCUGGCGAAGAGAACGAAAGUCGAGAAAGGAUUGUCAGAGCUCUGCUAAAUGAGGACACCGGCAAGGUCGCUGAGGUAGCGUGA